AUGGGCGACGCGGCGGAGAUCGGCGCGCUGCUGGAACAGCUCGGUCUCGACAGCUUGGAUUUGCAGGAGGUGUUCAACCCAGGGGAGUUCGCCAAGGGAGCUCCAAAGUUCAAUCUGAAGCCAGGAGUGGCGAUGGACCUCAGGACGGGCUGGGACUUCCGGCUCGAGGAGCAGAGGAAGCGAGCGAGAGCGGAGAUUGAGGAGGGAGACCCUGUCUUCCUCAUCAUGUCUCCUGCAUGCGCCCCGUUCUCACAGCUGAUGGAGUUGCUGAAGGCGAGCGGCAAGCGCGAUGAGGUCAAGUUUCAGAGGCUGCUCGCGGAGUGCAAGGUCUUCCUGGGCUUCUGUAUGGAGCUGGCGGCCUACCAGCAUUCGAGGGGGAAGUGGUUCUUGUUCGAGCACCCUUGGACGGCGUCAAGCUGGAAAGAGGAGUGCAUCAAGAGCAUCAGGGAGCUGCCCGGCGUCAUAGUGGUCAAGGGCAGCCAGUGUGUGUUCGGAGCCAAGUCAUACUGGCCGGACGGCUCGGAGGGCCUCGCGGCGAAGCCGACGGGCUGGAUGACGAAUAACCGCGAGGUGGCGAAGCAGGUGGGGAUCGUGUGCGACGGCUCCCACGAGCAUGUGCACCUCCUGGCGAGGAGGGCGAAGGCGGCUGAGAGGUACCCCUCAGGGCUGGUGAAGGCAAUCCUGAAGGGCAUCAGGAACGAGCUGAAGAUCGGUAAAGGGAUCCAUGCGUUCGAAGUUGGUCAGACCGCGGAGGAGCCAGAGAUUCUGGACCAGGCGACCGAGGAGGAGAUGGCGACCUUCUACGACGGGAUCAGCGGUGCGGUGCUGGACCCGGUAGGCGUCAAGAACGCGCGCAUGGACGAGAUGGGUUACAUGAGCAGGCUCGGAGUGUUUGAGAGGAGAAAGAUUUCCGAGGCGCUGCAAGUGACGGGAACCAAGCCGCUUCCAAGCGGCUGGGUUGACACCAACAAGGGCGACGAUCAGAAACCAGAACUGCGGAGUCGGUUGGUGGCGAAAGAGACGCGGAAGCUGAGCACCCUUGGGCCUGAGGACGCUGCGGCGACCUUCGCGGCAACCCCGCUGCUGGAGGGCCUGAGGAUGAUUCUGUCUAUGGCGAUGACAGGGCGGCAUGAGGUUCGAGUGCUGACCUUCAUCGAUAUCUCAAGAGCGCAUCUACACUCGGAGCUGCAGAGGCCAGUGUACUUGAAGGCGCCAGCGGAGGAUCUAGAGUGCAAGGAUGACGAGUGCUGGCUGCUGCUGAAGGCCAUGUAUGGGCUGAGAGACGCCGGCUCAUCAUUCGACCUGAAGGCGGAGGACAUCAUGCUGAGGAUCCUGAAGUCGAAGCAGGGCGAGUUCUCGCACGGCGACGACUUCGCGGCGCUCGGUGGGCGAAAGGAUUCAACGGCUUUCACGGAGAACCUCGGCGAGCACCUGAUCGCGAAGGUACGAGGGGUUCUGGGACCUGACCCGCAGAGCGGCGACAUCGACGAGAUCGCGGUGCUGAAUCGCAUCGCGAGGUGGGUCAGGCCGAACGGCAACGACGUGGAGAAGAUCGACUACGAGGCGGACCCGAGGCACGUGGAGAUCAUCCUGGCCCAGCUGGGCCUGCAGGGUAGAGAGCAAGCCAGUGGCUGGUGGUUGAGUAUCCACGGCAGGCAGAUCGGCAAGUUGCUCAAGUCUAUACGGACAGUGACUUCGCAGGGCGGCAGCAUCGGGCUCGGCCUCGAGACUCUCGCAAAGGACAUGGGUGUAGACCUCGAGAUCGCGCUGAAGUGCGACGCGACGGCGGGCAAGGGCAUCGCAGAACGUCGUGGAGUCGGACGAGCUCGACACCUUCAUACACCUCUGCUGUGGCUGCAGAGGGCUGUGCAGCAGAAGAAGCUGCGCGUCAACAAGAUCGCAGGUCUCGAGAACAUCAGUGACAUCGGUACGAAGCACCUGGACGGACCCCUGAUCAAGAAGUUCCUGGUGGCGGGGCUCGGCGGCGCUCCUCGCCAGCAGCCCGGCCCCGCGCCCGCGGCCGCACGCCCGGGGGUGCGGCGCGAGGUCCGCUUCUGGGCGGUGGACCUCUUCCUGAAGCUGGCGGCCGCGCCGGCCGGCAAGCCGGCAGGCAAGCCGCAGGGGUUCCUCGGCGCCCGCGGCGCGGCGCUCGGGGUGCCCGCCGCGCUGCUGGGGCUGCUGGUGUGCUGUCAGCUGGGCGUGCAGCUGCAGACGGGGUACCAGCAGUCCGUCGUUGAUGCUCAGCUCUACGAUGCUGCUGCCACCGACGAGCUGCCCGCUCUCUUGGAGGAGGCCGAGCCGGAGCGCGUUCGGGGCGACUCUGUGCCCGAGGGGCCCAUCAUUAAGUCCGUCUCGCCCUGUCGGAGGAUGAAUUGUGCACGACUUUUGAAUCAGGUCCAGGUGGAUACGUCACCCUCGCACGCCGACCUGUGCGACGCGGCCCUUGACAGAAUGAACACGACCGUGGAGGAGGAGGCCGCCGCUUUCCACAAGGAGCUGUGCUCGGAUCCUGCUCGCAAGGACUACGCGGCCUGCGCCGGGCUGGUCCCGAUGUCCGUGGAGGAGGAGGAGGAGGCCGCGGCUCUCCACAAGGAGCUGUGCUCGGAUCCUGCUCGCAAGGACUACGCGGCCUGCGCUGGGCUGGUCCCGAUGUCCGUGGAGGAGGAGGCCGCGGCUCUCCACAAGGAGCUGUGCUCGGAUCCUGCUCGUAAGGACUACGCGGCCUGCGCCGGGCUGGUCCCGAUGUCCGUGGAGGAAGAGGCCGCGGCUCUCCACAAGGAGCUGUGCUCGGAUCCUGCUCGCAAGGACUACGCGGCCUGCGCCGGGCUGGUCCCGAUGUCCGUGGGUAAGAAGAUCGUGGUUCUCCACAAGGAGCUGUGCUCGGAUCCUGCUCGCAAGGGCUACGCGGCCUGCGCAGGGCUGGUCCCGAUGUCCGUGGGUGAGAAGAUCGUGGCGUUCCACAAGGAGCUGUGCUCGGAUCCUGCUCGCAAGGACUACGCAGCCUGCGCCGGGCUGGUCCCGAUGUCCGUGGAGGAAGAGGCCGCGGCUCUCCACAAGGAGCUGUGCUCGGAUCCUGCUCGCAAGGGCUACGCGGCCUGCGCUGGGCUGGUCCCGAUGUCUGUGGAGGAGGAGGCCUCCGCUUUCCACAAGGAGCUGUGCUCGGAUCCUGCUCGCAAGGAGUACACAGCUUGCUUAGGAUUGGUUCCCAUGAGCCUGCAGGAGAUGUGCGCUGACCCGCGGCGCUGGGACUACGCGCAGUGCGCGGGGUUGGUUCCCAUGAGCCUGCAGGAGGAGAUCCAGGCCUCCCUUCAGGAGAUGUGCGCUGACCCGCGGCGCCAGGACUACGCGCAGUGCGCGGGGUUGGUGCCCAUGAGCCUGCAGGAGGAGAUCCAGGCCUCCCUCAAGGAGAUGUGCGCUGACCCCCAGCGCCGGGACUACGCGCAGUGCACGGGAGUUUAGUGCCCCCAGACUUCACUCCAGUGCCGGAAAAGCUCGAUACUAGCCUUCAGCGUUCUUGCACGUUCGAGCGUUUGUUACAGCCAAUGGCAGCAGUAGAAAAGUAAGCGGAAGUAGUAGCAGAGACAUUGACGCAGAAGUAGGACCAGGGCAAGAGUUGGAUACACGCCCAGUGGUCCAGCCAGCCCGCUCGAGUGUGUGAGAGCGGUCCAGUCUACUCCGCCCACCAUCCCCUA
Molecule: messenger RNA, 3692 nt
Organism: Prorocentrum cordatum
Lineage: Eukaryota; Dinophyceae; Prorocentrales; Prorocentraceae
Source: the annotation of a GenBank genome assembly